This is a messenger RNA of Dromiciops gliroides (monito del monte), 6657 nucleotides long. RefSeq names its product MOB kinase activator 1B (gene MOB1B). The record is from RefSeq and is a predicted model, not a curated record. Gene Ontology annotation, molecular function: protein kinase activator activity. Bases 233 to 883 code for a protein of 216 amino acids. The transcript is spliced from 6 exons. Gene Ontology annotation, biological process: positive regulation of protein phosphorylation; hippo signaling. NCBI's taxonomy places the organism in Eukaryota, Metazoa, Chordata, Mammalia, Microbiotheria, Microbiotheriidae. Gene Ontology annotation, cellular component: nucleus; cytoplasm.
CCGGGAAGGAAGCCGAGAAGGACAGAAGGAGGCGGCGGCGGCGGCGGCGAUUGGAGCCAAGGGCCCCUCCUCCUCCUCCUCCUCCUCGUCCGCCUCCGCCCCCUCCCCCGAGGGACUCGGGCCGUGUUCUCCCCGCUCCCUGCCCCGGGAACGAGCCGAGCCCGAGCGACGGCCCGGAGCUGCCGCCCCCUCCCCGCCGCCGGUGCCGCCGCGCCCCCUCCCCGCGUCCGACAUGAGCUUCUUGUUUGGUAGUCGAUCCUCCAAAACCUUUAAGCCAAAGAAGAACAUUCCAGAAGGCUCUCACCAGUACGAGCUCCUGAAACACGCGGAAGCCACCCUCGGCAGCGGCAACUUGCGGACAGCAGUUAUGCUUCCUGAGGGGGAGGACUUGAACGAGUGGGUCGCGGUGAACACUGUGGAUUUCUUCAACCAGAUCAAUAUGCUUUAUGGGACCAUAACGGACUUCUGUACUGAGGAGAGCUGCCCCGUGAUGUCAGCUGGCCCAAAAUAUGAGUAUCAUUGGGCAGAUGGAACCAACAUAAAGAAGCCUAUUAAGUGCUCUGCGCCAAAGUAUAUUGAUUACCUGAUGACUUGGGUACAAGACCAGUUGGAUGAUGAGACAUUGUUUCCCUCCAAAAUAGGUGUCCCCUUCCCAAAGAACUUCAUGUCAGUGGCAAAAACUAUCCUGAAGCGUCUGUUCAGGGUUUAUGCACACAUUUACCACCAGCACUUUGACCCGGUGAUCCAGCUUCAGGAGGAAGCCCAUCUUAACACAUCCUUCAAGCACUUCAUUUUUUUUGUGCAGGAAUUCAACUUAAUUGACAGAAGAGAACUUGCCCCACUUCAAGAACUGAUAGAAAAACUGACCUCAAAAGACAGAUGAGGGCUGUUCCAGUCAUAUCUUGCUGAAAUCAGGCUCUUAGGAAUAUAUUUGGGGUUGUUAUUUGGUUGGGUGGUAUGGGGAUUUAUUUGAGUUUAUUUUCCUUUAUUUUUUUUCUUCCUAAAUAAAUGAAAACCUUUUCUGUUACUUUAGAGGCAACCAAGAUCUAUUCUCUAUGCUUUUGGUGGAGUACAAUCUUUUCUCUUAGUGACAUACAGUGGUGUGAUCGUUUUUGUUUUUGUUUGGAAUUUGGGGAAGGGUUAGAGAUGGGGUCUACCUCCUUGUAGGUUUUUAGCUGAUGCUGUGUGCUUGACCCUACUGGUGGAUGGGUUCUACAUGGUGUAACUUGUGGCCCAUUCCUAACAUAAAAGACUUACCUUCUUAAGUGCCUUGGCAGAAGGUUCACUUCUGAGGUGCAAAGCGCAGAUGUAGUAGACUGAGCAUUGCUGAACACAAUGGACUGAUCACUACCCAGAAUGCUUGGCGAUGAUGACGAUGAUGUUUCUGUUAGAUUAUCUCAUUUUUAAAAAGCCAUAGUUUGCCUAAAUUGGUGAUCUCUAGCUUUUAAUACAUGAAGAAACAAUUCUUGAAUGUAGAUCUUUAAAAAAAACAACAAACAAAAAACCAGUGAGAAAUAACAUUUGUCAAUUUGUUAGUGAUUGUGAUGGUCAUGUUGAUGUAUGUUACUCUGUUCACCAAAUGAUGAGAGUUCUAUUAUGAGCAGGUCUUUUUCUAUCCCUUCAUGUCUGUGAUAUUGAAACUGGAGGAGACUAGAAUGUGUUCUCCAUUCUGGCAUGGCUCCUCCAGGCAGACACGUGCCUGCGCUGUAGGUCAGAAAGUAUUUAUUGCCACCUCCUGAGGUGAUGCAGCCAGCCCCAUCUGGGAGGUUUCUCACCAGUUGCCAAAUGAGCCAUAAAUCUCCUUCCACUGUGAAGAGAAUCAAAAAUAUCUCCACUGAAAUAAUACUGAAGAAAGGCCUGUCCUAAAGACACAUACAACCAGUAACAAGGAUUAAUCUCCUUGUAAACCCAGUGUCUGAGAACCUUCCACUUGUACUUAGAGCCAACUCCCAUUAGUAGAGAGUUAAAUACAUUGUUACUGUUUCAACACAGACAUUAAAAAUGGAGUUGAAAAGGAGUUUUUAGAAGUACUGGAUACGGGGGUGGCUAGGUGGUGCAGUGGAUAAUGCACCGGCCCUGGAGUCAGGAGUACCUGAGUUCAAAUUCGGCCUCAGACACUUGACACUAACUAGCUGUGUGACCCUGGGCAAGUCACUUAACCCCCAUUGCCCCACAAAAACAAAAACAAAACAAACAAAAAAAGAAGUACUGGUUAUUUUUCAACACUUCCAUUUAGUGAAUGGAGCUGUUGUGUUUGGCAUUAAAGAACCACAACAAAUAUUUAAAACAGUGAUUGACUUUAAAAGUAACAUAAGUUUCAAGGAGUUCCAUCCUUUUAUAACAAUUUAGUAAAUUGAAUGUUUUGUACACUGUGCCAGCAGCUUUCACUUAGGUGUAGCUUGUUCUUAUGAAAAACCCAAGAUUUCAGUUAUCUCUGAUACCAGUGUCUGCCUCCUGGAGCUGGCUAAGUCCAGUCAUCCCCAUCCUUCUUGCAAAAUAAUUCAGAUUCAUAACACUUUGGGUGGCUUUCCUAACGAACAGAGCAGCGAUGUGAUGGAUGUCGCUAGCAUCACUACAACCCAGAACUGCCUUGGCGCCAUUCCUCUUCUGCAAGGUCCAGGACACAUUCGUCAAGUGUUAGCAAUAGACAGUAAUGCCUUGGCAGAGAUGCUUCCAUCAGAUACUGGUAGUAUUUCUGUGAUACAGCAAUAAGAGGCAAUUGAUAAAUGUGUUUUAUCCUUUUAGGAAAGAAAAAGUAUCUUAUCAUCAUCCACAUAGAUAUUAACUGAAUUAGUUGAUUCAGAAACAACUGGGUGCCAAGUGGUUUAGGGAUCUACAUAGAAUCCCAUCUGCACUGGAAAAUAAAGCACAAGGUCACCCAAGUGGUCUUCCAUGUCACAUUUCACCUUAUGUAAACCCACUAACAGCAGGGUCACAAUAGCCAGGUGGAGAGAGAAUGGCUGAGAAACUAUUCUUGCACCUGAUAAACUUCAUGUAGCACUUAUACUGGGGUCUGAUGAUUCUCUAAGCUAAUGUCUAUAAGGAUACGUUGAUUUCCCAGUAUUUGUAGAUAAACUUUUGUUCUCUGUGCCAGAACCUCAGGUACCUGCCUCUGGGUUCAUCGGAGACAUUGGAAUUUGGAGGAUGCUGCUACUGUUUCUGUGGGUUUAAAGUAGAGGCUCUCAGUAAGGAGGGAUCUGGCUCAUACUCCUUGCUUUUGUAUAUGACUAGAAAGUAGAAAUUUCCAUAACACAUAAAAUCAAUUGCUUUAAGAUAAAUUGUUUAGUAUUGAUUUUUUUUUCCAUGAGAGGUUGUAAAAGCCAUGUUGGCAUCAGAUUUUGCUUUUGCCUCAGAAACUAAUCAGAGAGAGGUCUCUGCUUUUCAGGCCUUUUUUUUUUUUCCUCUUGACCUGAGUUCAAAAACAUUUUUCCUAUUCUCAAACGUAUACCCUUAAAUUCCGGUUGAAAGGUUAAGAGAAUACUACCAGUGGUGUUUCUGUCAAAACAAAACAAAACAAAAAACCCAAAACCUAGGCUAGAUACUCUCGGGUAAAUUUUAACAUGAUAGAAAAUGUUAAUGAUGAAAAAUAAUGGGAGUAUUAGCGUUAGCCAUAGACGGUGCUGCUGACUCUCCUUUUUUAAGCGUUCUUUCCUUUCGUUUUCAUAGAAGCCAUACUGUUGAGUCACAACAUAGAUAUGAAGUCUGAAAAGCAGAAAGGACUAUUUAGAUGAGUGAAUGUAUUUAGUUUAUCACACAAUGGGUAACUAAUGGCCUGGUUUACCCAAAGAAACUAAGCACUACAAUCCCACACUUCUUCUAAUUGGAAACAGAUGGCAUGGACAUUUUGAAAGUCAUGAGAUUCCUUUUUAGCUGUUAGUUUUAAGCCUUUCUUAACCAGUUAUUCUCCUCUCUCCUCUACUUACUAAAAAGCUAUGCCAAUAGAAGAUAGGUAUUUAAUGUUUUUGUGCUCACCGAUGACUACUGAGGUGAGAACCUAUAAUACGUGGAAUCUAAUAAUGUAUGACUAAUUCUUUAAAAGCCCAAACAUCUUAACUAUUAUAUGCAAUAACUUAUUCAUCCAAAUGAGGGGCUCCUCAUUUUGGGAGGCCACCACCAUCAUUCAAAAUGUCUUUGAAAUUCCUCCUUUGGAAUUGUCUUCAGACCCAGUUUACCAGCCACAUAAGAAAAUCUGUAUCAUUAGCUUACAUUAACAACAUUACAACCACACCUUCAUUUGAACUAAAAAUAGUAUCAUCCAGCUUACUUGUCCUAUUUAUCUAUCCUGUUUGCCUCUGGAUGACUUUUGGCUGCUCCCCAAAAAUGACAUCCAUACUUAAAGAUAUUGAACAUGAAGGAUGCCCAAAAGAAUGUGCUACAGGCUCUGAACACAACUUGAGGAGUUCCCAAGAUGGUUUCAGCAAUGGCAGGAUCUUUUGAAUCAUUGUACGGCCUCCCAAGUAGACUUUGCCCUGUUUGGUGAUAGAAAUUCUGCUCAUUUUUUUUUUUAAGUUCUAUUAUCUUCUAGUCCUGCAUCAUAAAAAUAAGUUCCAUGGCCUUUGACUUUCAAGGACUUCUGCCACAAAGGCUGUAGAUCCUAUUUGCCAUUGUGGGACAGUUUUGAUUUGGAAGUAGUGUGGACUUCUGUUUCCAUGGUUAAGGCAAAGGAAUACAGGAGAAAUGCUCUAGAUGGCCCUCAUCAGUCCUUUUCAUGUCCUCAUUCACACAAGACAGUAAUAAGACUGGAGACCACUGUAGAUGAGAAGCCUGUAGCAUAAAUGUACUUUGAGUUGAGCUUGAAGUUUGAAUCUACACAGCAUUCCUGUUUUUAUUAUACUUAUAGCUUUUAUUUUUAAUGUCUUUUAUGAAAGACAUGUGGACCACAUGUACUUAUUCUUUGAAAAUCUGGGUACAUAAAAGUCAAAUACUACUUGCUUUGAAACUAAAUUGGAUCUGUGAAAAUGAUCCUUUGAAACCAUUCACUAUUUCUGUAUAUCAUAAGGGGCUUCUCAGUGUUAACAUUAAGUAUCAGAAUUCUGGGUGGUAAUCUUAAAAUACAGAAUGGGAAUCACUGUCUUUUAGCUAUCAAUAAGUUUGUCCAUAAAUUUUGGAUGGCAAUUUUUAGAGGUGCACCUACCUCACGAUGGAAGAGGAAGUUUGCAUUGUAGAGAUGGAACAGGAAUUCUGAACACAGAUCAUUCUGUAUUUUUAAGACUCAAGUCAGGGAUAGGAAUUUAUUUAGGAAGUACAGAACGACAUAAGGCUGUUGCUAAUAGCUGAAGUAAUGUUUAAUAGCUUAGGAGGGAGAAAAAGAGAACACAGGUUGGAAUGUCAAAUAGUCCAUGUCUCAAGAUUAUUUUUUUCCAUAUGGCACAAAAGAGAACUUGGAAAAUUUCACUUCCUUAAGACAGAAACUAGAGACACUGACCUUAAUGUAUUCUUCCACUUCCUCUUUUUUUCCCUCCUUCCUUCUCCAGGUAAGUUGCCUAUGUGCUGCUAUUAAUUUUCUGUACCUUUCUUCCCCCACUCUUCCAACUAAAUAUUUGGGUCAUAAUAACCAACAUUCUUGGUGGUUGUGGAGUAUUAUUGAUACAAAGGUUUGGGCUGUUGUGUUAGAAGAGGUAAUUAACGUACUUACUGAUUUUGCUAAAGUUAUUCCUAAAGAUGACUUGUUUGGGUGCUGUUUACAGCUCUUAAAAGUCUGUGUCACUGAAGAACCAACCACUGAUGAUAAGAUAGUGAUGCAAUGGUGUUUUGUUUUGUGUUGUUGUUGUUCUUUAAGACAAUACUUAUUUCUCCCAAUGACUAAUGUUGAACUCUUCGGCCCAGGUGAUUCUUGAUUUGCACAUGUUUUCUCCUGUUGCUGAAAUGCAGUUCUUCUGAAUGUUUCAAAAUAAAUUUCUGGAAGUGCAUUUUCAUUUUAAGAACAUUUUCACUCUUAAAAUUGUUCCUCAUAGAUUAUUGUAUUUUUAGGAGGUUUUUUUAAAAACAUCCACUAACUGUAGUUUAUUUUUGUAUAUGUCCAACCAGGAUUCAGGGGGUACUGUUUUUCCAGGGAAUGCUUCUGUUUGAAUUUUUCCUGUACUUUGAAGGGUGUGUUUACUCUGUUACCACUAGCUCUCAAAAUCUGGGACAAGAGAAGAAUGCAGUAAAUGCAUAUGGCAGUUUCUGAAUAAAUGAAUAAGUAAUUUUAGGUGAAAGUUGCAAGAAUACUACAAAAGCAAGAUCAUUCUUAUUUGAACAUACAUGUUAUGUUUACAGUGUGUUAGACAAUUGUAAAACCUAUAAGGAAGUGGUCCCUGUUGUCAUGAAGAGAGUCAUAUCCACUUUAUAUUAAAGCAGCUUGAAGAAAAAAUAGAUGUAAAAUAUGAAAUGCAUUAUGAGAAAUUGUAAGCUAACUGUGCCAAUCUUACUUUGGUUUGUAGUUGCUAAUGAUUAUUAUCUUAGAUUCUACCAGUACAUUGUUUUGAUUUUAAAAGAGAGGGAGAAAUGAAUGUCAGAAAAAUUCUUAACAUGUUUUAUUUGAGAGAUGUAAAUAAUAUAUUCAGAUUGUGGUAUGUAAUGUGCCCAGGAGGUAUUUAAAUUCUAGGAUUUUUUUCCCAGUAAGAAAUUGAAUGCUGUUUAUAAGAGAAAUGAAUAAAUAGAUAUGUUUGGCCAUGA